AUGCACCAAAUGUGUCGUUGGUUGGAAGCGAAGCUAAAGAAGACCCUGCCCGAGUCGUUUGCGUGUGUAUUUGAUGCCUGGACAAGUGGGUCGACGCAUUACGUGGCUGUCUUUGUGUCGUUCCCAAGUGAUUCGUUGCGUGGAUACGAGAAGGUGUUGAUCUCAUUGUCGUCGAUGAACGACGAAGAUUCAUUGAGUGCUACAGCCUUCCUGGAAUUUUUUUACUUUGUCCUCGAUGUGUACGGCAAACAGCGCCGAAAUGUGGUGGCCCUGAUCGGCGACAAUUGCGCCACGAACCGUGCCUUUACUCGCUUGGCUGGCAUCCCUAUGGAGGGUUGUGCCUCUCAUCGCUUUAACUUGUUCGUCGGUGAUGUGCUAGCCGACUAUGAGGACCUGCUGUGUGCUGUACAUGCCAUCAUGAAGAAGCUGUCCAACAUCAUUCCUGCUGCCAAGCUUCGCCGGACGACACCAUUGUGUCCCAAACAGCGCAACAAGACACGAAGGAGCUCAUCGGUCGCCAUGUUGGCUCGAUACGUCGAGUUGAAACCGUUCCUUCUCCAACUCGGGCUAGACGACAUCGACAUGGUACUGCUUAACAGCCGGCAAGAUCGUGAUGUGGAGUUGUUGAUUGUCCAGCUCACCGACUUGAACUCAGUGACGCUUGCGCUCCAGGACGAGUUGUUGACACUUGCCGAUGUCCGCAUGCUGUUUGACGAAGUCGUUGUCCAGUACCCUGGCGCUGAGGUUCGCCUGGGGCCGGAUGCAAGUGUCGUGGAAGACCCCACCUUUGAGUCUGGCGUGGUGACGAUGCUUCAGCACAUGGAGGCGUCACUUAAUGAGGACGAGCGUAUAGCGAUUGCUCUGUUGUCUACGCCGAGUAUGCCCGAUGGUGUGUAUGUGGGUGACACGGACAGCAUGAGCAUGGCGGCUCGUGCAUUGAAGCGUCGCAAGUUGCUGCAGGCCCGGAGUAACUACCUCGACUGCCGUUUCCUUCGACCGACGUCGAGCAUGUGCGAGCGGCUGUUCUCUGUGACGAAGUGGGCGAUGAUCGACCGCCGUCGCAGUGUGCUGCCAUCAAACUUUGAAGAGCAAUUGUUCCUCCACUGCAAUUCUUUCCUUUGGGGAAGCGAGGACGUCAAGAGCGUCAUGGAGGGUGAAACCGAUGAGUAG
Molecule: messenger RNA, 1170 nt
Organism: Aphanomyces astaci
Lineage: Eukaryota; Oomycota; Saprolegniomycetes; Saprolegniales; Verrucalvaceae
Exons: 1
Coding region: 1-1170 (389 amino acids)
Source: RefSeq, a predicted model, not a curated record